Messenger RNA from Glycine soja, 897 nucleotides. Its product is annotated as mavicyanin-like. The transcript is spliced from 2 exons. The record is from RefSeq and is a predicted model, not a curated record. Gene Ontology annotation, cellular component: plasma membrane. Lineage: Eukaryota; Viridiplantae; Streptophyta; Magnoliopsida; Fabales; Fabaceae. The coding region runs from base 117 to 704 and encodes 195 amino acids. Gene Ontology annotation, molecular function: electron transfer activity.
ACCCUCCAUUGGCCAGAGUCAGACUCGAGCCAAUAAGAAGUUCUCCUAGGCGAGACCACUAUAUCUAAAGAAAAGAGUGAAGAUUAAUGUGAGUGCAAUUUUGAGUGGAAACCAAGAUGGCCAAUUUUUCAAGUCACUACGGAAUGUUGGUGUCUCUCUUGCUUACGUGGAUCCAAAUCCAAGCCAAGGUGUUUUGCUACCAAUACAAAGUUGGAGAUCUAGAUGCUUGGGGGAUACCCUCCUCAGAAAAUCCACAAGUCUACACAAAAUGGUCCAAAUAUCACAAUCUCACAAUUGGAGACUCCCUUUUGUUUCUAUACCCACCAAGUCAAGAUUCAAUGAUUCAAGUAACAGAGGAAUCAUACAAGAGCUGCAACAUUAAAGACCCGAUAUUGUACAUGAACAAUGGCAACACUUUGUUUAACAUUACAUCAAAGGGCCAAUUUUUCUUCACUAGUGGUGAACCUGGUCAUUGCCAAAAAAAUCAAAAGCUUCAUGUAGCUGUUGGUGAAGGAAUAAUGGAAACUAUGGAUACAGCACCUGGUCCAAGUUCGUCAUUGCCUGCAUCUGCACCCUCCUAUCCCACAGUAUUUGGCAAUAUUCCAGUAGCUCCUUCUACCUCAACCUCAACUCAACUCAUUUCAACAUCUCAACUUCUCAUCAUUGGAUUUGUGAUAUGUGCGCUCUUCUCUUCCUUAAUGUGAAAUUAAAAUGUCCAUGUCUUUGCCAUUGAGAGUGUACAUCAAUCGACCCAAGAUUAUUCUAGCUUGCUUAAUGAGUAAUUUUGAGUUAGUUUUAAAUAUGCAUAUGUAUAAAAGUCAUUCAUCAUCAUUCUAUAUCAUUCUAUCCGACUCAAAUAAGAUUAUCCUAAAAAAUGUCCAAUGUUUUUUUUUUCUU